Molecule: messenger RNA, 1034 nt
Organism: Papilio polytes (common Mormon)
Lineage: Eukaryota; Metazoa; Arthropoda; Insecta; Lepidoptera; Papilionidae
Gene: wupA
Product: troponin I
Exons: 9
Coding region: 100-741 (213 amino acids)
Biological process (GO): muscle contraction
Cellular component (GO): troponin complex
Source: RefSeq, a predicted model, not a curated record
CCCAGCGCCAGUCAGCAACUGUGGCUCGUGUUGGCUGAACCAUCUUGUAGGGCCAUCCUCUUUUUCUUGCCGUAGGACUCCUGAACCAACACAUACAAAAUGGCGGAUGAUGAAAAAAAGCGUCUCGAGGAGGCGAAGAAGGCCAAACAGGCCGAGAUCGACCGCAAGCGCGCUGAGGUGCGCAAGCGCAUGGAGGAAGCCUCCAAGGCCAAAAAGGCCAAGAAAGGUUUCAUGACACCUGAGAGGAAGAAGAAGCUUAGGUUGUUGCUGCGUAAAAAAGCCGCUGAAGAGUUGAAGAAAGAACAGGAACGCAAAGCUGCGGAGAGGAGGCGCAUCAUCGAGGAGAGGUGCGGCAGACCCAAGAACAUCGAUGACGCUAACGAAGAUGCUAUUUCGAGGGUUUGCAAAGAAUACCACACCCGCAUCGGCAAACUUGAAGAUGAAAAGUUCGAUCUGGAAUACAUCGUUAAACGGAAAGACAUGGAGAUUGCCGACCUGAACUCUCAAGUCAACGACCUCAGAGGCAAAUUCGUCAAACCUACACUCAAGAAGGUGUCCAAAUACGAAAACAAAUUCGCUAAGCUUCAGAAGAAGGCAGCUGAAUUCAACUUCCGUAACCAACUGAAGGUUGUCAAAAAGAAGGAAUUCACCCUUGAAGAAGAAGACAAAGAGAAAAAGCCAGACUGGUCCAAGGGCAAGCCGGGAGACCAGAAGGUAAAAGAAGAAGAGGUUGAGGCAUGAAGUGUUAAACCCCCACCACCAAAAAAAACUAUAUUGUGAACCUAUUGUAUCAGUUGACCACAAGCCGUAGAACUUAGAAUGUGAUAUACCUAUUCCUGAGUACGGCUCUGUCAGACCUUUUUAUUGCCUCGAUCAGCCAACGGCAAAUUCCUCCAUUAUCCAUAUGUAUAUCGUCUGACCACAAUACAAUUUCAUAAAUGUCUAAACCUUUAUAAUUAUUUAUUUAUUUUAAAUAAAUUUUUGUAAGUUAAUAAUACGUUUAAUAAAAAUUAAUUUUCUUUAAUAUAUUUAUA